Molecule: messenger RNA, 1623 nt
Organism: Megalobrama amblycephala (Wuchang bream)
Lineage: Eukaryota; Metazoa; Chordata; Actinopteri; Cypriniformes; Xenocyprididae
Gene: mixl1
Product: Mix paired-like homeobox
Exons: 3
Coding region: 474-1448 (324 amino acids)
Biological process (GO): endoderm formation; regulation of transcription by RNA polymerase II; hematopoietic progenitor cell differentiation
Molecular function (GO): RNA polymerase II cis-regulatory region sequence-specific DNA binding; DNA-binding transcription activator activity, RNA polymerase II-specific
Source: RefSeq, a predicted model, not a curated record
CUAGGCUACAACCACUUUUGUUGGAAACAUUAGUGAUUUUUUGAUACAUUUUAAAACAGAAUUCUCUUAUGAUUCAUAUCUACAAAGAGCACAUGCUAAAAAUCUACAGGGUCCAAUGAAAGACCCAUAUAAACAUCUGAAGCCUUUCUACAAGUUACUGUAUAAAACGCUGAGCAGUCUGCAGGAAGUGCAAGGCUGCAAACUGAUCUGAAGAGCUGAUCAGGAAAACAUCUCAACCCAACAAUACACGUACAUGUUUUUUCAAGUCAUGUGUAUUCGGGUGGAGAUCCCAUUAAACUCACACACGAACCUUUUACAGAUGCAAAUGGCCCACGAAUGUCAAAAAUUCACACCUGCGUCCUGCCGCCCCUCAGCUUCACUUUGAUCAGCACUGAGGACGGCUGGCUGACUGGGUAUAUAAUGCCAUUCGAAGGGAAGUCAAAUUAUUGCAACACGAGUAGGACUAGGUCACAAUGGCAGUCGUGCAUGGAAACCUUGGGAAUGGACACUUGAAGCAAUUCCAGCUUUUUCCAACCGCAGAUUUGGAAAGGAGGACUAACAUGCACACAACAGAUUACGCAGCUCAAGACAGGAUGAAGUUCCUCAAUGGCGCCUCCAGGGCGGACAGCGCGAGCUUGUUUACGCACCGCAGAAAACGUACCAACUUCACGCAGCAGCAGAUUGACGUCCUGGAGAAAGUUUACUUGGACACCAAAUACCCUGAUAUUUAUUUAAGAGAGAAACUUGAGGCACUGACCGGUUUGCCAGAGUCGAGAAUUCAGGUGUGGUUCCAGAACCGAAGGGCAAAGUCACGGCGGCAGGUGGGAGUUCCAGUUCCCAACAAGACCAGUGGAAAUAUCCUGACCACCAACAAUCUCCUUAUGAACCAGUUUACGACACAUCAGAACCACACCGGCCUGGAGACACCAAGAACACCAAAGUUUGUCACGAUGGACAACUUCAGUCAACAGAUGAUCAACUCUUCAGAAGAGAAGAUCUGCACCAUGAAAGGUGACAUGUACGACCCGACCACGAUUCCAUGUAUGUUCAGCGGAACCGAGGAGAACCAAAUCAAAACAGAUCACCUGAGCGUUGUGGUGCCACGCAAUUACACACAGCAGUAUCCGAAGGGACAUGGACAGUUCACGGCCGCAAGCCAUGCCAAGUCUACAAUGAAGCAAUUUUUGGUGGAGUACGACAACUUCCCACCGAACAAAACCAUUGGGCCGGAGAUGAAGGUGGUUAUUCCACCUCUCCCAUCACAGAAUAACUUCAUGAUGUCCUCAUCAUCCCCCAAACACAUUGCCUGUUCUGUCCAAAACAUGCCAGUUAAGGUCCAGCCAGGAAGUUUUGGAACCUUUUCUCCUAUCAGAGCAAGCGAAGCUGUCGAGUUCUCAGAUUCCGACUCGGAUUGGGAAAGAGAAGCCAUUUUUAAUGGGUUUAUUUAGCUUUUUAGAUUUUAACACUCGCAGACUUUAUCUGAAGCUUUGAAGAACAUUUAAGUUUUGAAAAUCAGAUAUUUAUUGUAUAUUUCAGAUAUUAUUGUAUAUUAUGUAUGUGAUAAUCACACAAUAUGGGGUAAAAGGGAGACAUUCUACAUUCAGAAUAAAAAUCUCUAUAAAC